UGGAUCGUACACGUAUUUCCGUGCAUGUUUCUACAGCAUCCAAAAAGGAAAUCCCACUUCCCAUUUUCCUCCCCCUUCAUCUCGCUCUACAUGCUUGGGGCGUCCGCGGCAAUGGCGAAGGAAAUGGAACUAGAGGAGGCGGACCUUCUGGACCCGACCCCCGACAUCCACGCCCUCUUCUGCCACUACGACUCCCUGUACUUCGAGGACACCCUUGGCGCCUGCGUCGUCAAAUGGAGCUCUCCUCGCAUGACCAGAUGUGCUGGAACAUGUCAUUAUCAGAAAGGAGGUGGCUGUGAAAUACACCUCUCAGAGCCUUUACUAAAACUUCGUUCAAUUUCUGAUCUCAAGAACACUUUAUUACAUGAGAUGAUUCACGCAUUUUUAUGGAUUACAAAAAGGAACAGGGGCCAUAGCGAUCACGGCCCAAGUUUCCAGGCUAUUAUGAACUCUAUAAAUUCCAGCUCAUUGACAGAUCACCAGAGACCUUCUGGUGGGUACAAAAUCACUAUCUACCAUGACUUUCAUGAGGAAGUUGACAGCUACAGAGUUCAUCAAUGGAUUUGUGAAUCUUGCGGGGAUUUGAUCAAGAGAUCCAUGAACAGACAACCUUCGGCUAGUGACUGCCUUGAACAUGUAGGCCAUGUUGAAUUUUGUGGCAACUUGUCAUGUCACUGGCAUAGACACAUGAUGUCAUGCGGUGGUAGUUAUAUGAAGAUAGCAGAACCACCUGCAUUUAAAGACAAGCGAAGGGUUUCAAAAGGGGUGCAAGAGCUUCAAGAGGACGAAGGUUCGAAACUAUUAUCCUAUGUGACUAGAGAGAGUAGUUGGAGAAUGCAAAAGAGUACAAAUGUUAAAGGGUCAAGCAAAAUAACAAAUUUCUUCUCAUUUGUCCAUGAUGUGAACCGAAAUUUAGGCAGUAGUUCUCCCUCUGAUAAUUCCUUUCAGAGGGAUAUCAAGUCUACAGAGUUGAUGGCGAUUGAAUUGCAGACUUGGAUUCAUGCUAUGGCUCCUGAAAUACCUAAGCAAGCAAGAACACCAGCAUGCAGGAAGAAGCGCAAGUUCCCUUUGAAGCAAGGAGAUGUCAUAAGGCCCCACCUGAUUCCUAGAAAGGAAAAGAAGCAGGAGUUCACUUGCAAGAGGAAAAGAAUUGAUAAACUCAAUAAUGAGUUCACAGUUAUUAGCAAAUGGUUGGACUUUUAUGCAGAUGAAGAAACAGGUGAAGACAUGGAACCUUUAGUCAAUAAGAGAUCGGAGAGGAGGAAAAAGCAAAAGCUGCUGAAACAUCAAAUGGCAAGAGAACCAGACACAAAGUCCGUAGAAAUUGCUUGCCUCCCCUAUGUAGGCAAUUGCAGCAAACGUGGAGAUAGAUAUUGUCCUUCACCAUGCCAUAGAAGUGGGGGGCAAUGGAGACCAAGUACCAUAGCAAAGAGUGAAAUGGAAGUAUAUGAGAUUCCUGUGGGUGCAGGCACUGAGCAACAGCCUGCAAGCUUCCAAGCAUGUGUAGAGAGUGGAAAUAAUACCAGUGUUUCUGGUCACUAUAGGAGUACGAAGAAUCAUAAUCUCUCCAAAGGUGAAUUGCCCUUGAGUUCUCAAGUUAGAGAUAAUACUAUAGAUAUUAUAGAUAUCUCUGAUGGCUGAGCAAUAGGGCUUGGUUCUGUUGUCGAUGCACCAUAGUUGCAAUAUUCACCUGUUCUGAGUAAUGAAAGCUGCAGGUUUGUUUUGUUAUUCUAUUUCACAAUAUAACACUUGAGUUUUGGGGCAAAUUUUACAAGUGUUUUUUGUGAACAAAUAGAGAAAAGCAACUUCUUAGCAUCAAGCUUGGUCAGGUACCCAUACAAGGUCCGAUGAAGAGUUUCUAAGAGAUGGGCACAGAGAGUAGGCAUUUUUUUCCCCUCUGGAGGAGUGCAAACAAGUUUUCUAAGUGAUAUUUGUUAUAUAUGUUGGUCUCGAGGUGUUGUGUUGCAGAUGUCUUCGAAUCCUUAACUUUUUAUGUUUAAUUUUAAAUCAGUUUGAUUUAUUUC
This is a messenger RNA of Phoenix dactylifera (date palm), 2024 nucleotides long. RefSeq lists its product as uncharacterized. Gene Ontology annotation, biological process: DNA damage response. Gene Ontology annotation, molecular function: single-stranded DNA binding; polyubiquitin modification-dependent protein binding; metalloendopeptidase activity. The record is from RefSeq and is a predicted model, not a curated record. Lineage: Eukaryota; Viridiplantae; Streptophyta; Magnoliopsida; Arecales; Arecaceae. Gene Ontology annotation, cellular component: nucleus.